AUGGACCCCAAUGAAGCACCUGCUCUCCACCACUGCUCUGCUGACUCUUCCCCAGGGAGUGAGGACAGAGUCCCCCAGAGCACAGAGCUCAUUCCCAGGAGACCUGUCAGUCGCUCUCCAACCUGUGCCCGCUGUCGAAACCAUGGUGUCACAGCCCAUCUCAAGGGCCACAAGCGCCUCUGCCUCUUUCAGGCUUGCGAGUGUCACAAAUGUGUCCUUAUCCUGGAACGUCGGAGAGUCAUGGCUGCCCAAGUGGCCUUGCGUAGGCAGCAGGAGGCUCAGCUGAAGAGGCACCUGGCUCAGGGCCUGAUGAAAGGGGCAACCCCCCUGAAAGCUCCCCUCCGUGUCAAGAAGGGAGCCAUUCGACCAGGGGUCCCUUCUGGAAAGGAGAACAUAGCGCCCCAGCCUCAGAGUCCCCAUGGAGCAGUCCCCCUGGUGCUGACACCCCCUGGGAAGGAGAACUAUGGGCCUCUGCUGCUCAGCCGCCCCCAGGAGGCCUUGCCUUUGCCCUGGACUCCGGUGCCUGCUGGGCCCUGGGGCCCUGGACACUGGCUGCCCCCAGGCCUCUCAGUGCCACCUCCAGUAGUGUGCCGCUUGCUGUGCCAGGAGCCUGCCGUCCCUCUGCAUCCCUUUCCUGGCUUUGACCCUGGCACAUCUCUCCGACUGCCCACUCAUGGAACCCUCCCAACCUGCCCAGGAUCUCGCUCAGUGCUGGCAGCUCCACUUUCUGGAGAGCCCCAAGGACCCCCUAACCUGCCUCACACAUGUUCAGCUCUGAUACUCCAGUCCUGCGGGGCCCCAGACUCUCUUCUGCUGCAGCCACAGGCCCCUGGAACCUCUUGCCUGGCCUGGACAUCUGGCCCCUCAGAGCGGCAGUUACAGCGAGAGGCAGCUGAGGCCCUUGUAGGUCUGAAAGAUUCAUCCCAGGCUCCCCGCCUGACCCCAUCUGUCCCCCCAAACCCUGCCUGGAUCUCUCUGCUCCACCCCUGUGGCCCACCAGUUCCUCCUGGGGGAAGAGGAUUCCAGCCUGUCGGCCCACCUCUCCGGCCCAGUCCAGCUUCCUCUGUCUCUCUGCACAUUGGGCGUCUGGGAUCCAUCUCCCUCCUCAGCUAG
Molecule: messenger RNA, 1113 nt
Organism: Arvicola amphibius (Eurasian water vole)
Lineage: Eukaryota; Metazoa; Chordata; Mammalia; Rodentia; Cricetidae
Gene: Dmrtc2
Product: DMRT like family C2
Exons: 8
Coding region: 1-1113 (370 amino acids)
Biological process (GO): regulation of DNA-templated transcription
Cellular component (GO): nucleus
Molecular function (GO): sequence-specific DNA binding
Source: RefSeq, a predicted model, not a curated record